AUGCACAUUAAAAAGAUAGCCAUACAGGGCUUCAAGACUUACAAGAAUGCCACUGUUAUUGAUGAUUUGAGUCCCCAUUGUAACGUUGUUGUGGGGAGAAAUGGAUCAGGUAAAUCCAACUUUUUUGCUGCAAUUCGAUUUGUGCUUAGUGACGCGUACACACAUAUGACAAGAGAAGAAAGACAAGCACUAAUACAUGAUGGAUCUGGUACUGUUAUGUCUGCUUAUGUUGAGAUUGUUUUUGAUAACACUGAUGGACGUUUCCCCCUUGCUAAAUCUGAAAUAUCCAUUAGAAGGACUAUUGGUAUGAAGAAGGAUGAUUAUUCAUUGGAUGGGAAAUCAGCUACUAGGUCGGAUAUUAUGAACUUGUUGGAAAGUGCUGGAUUUUCAAGAUCAAAUCCAUACUAUAUCGUCCCACAGGGAAGAAUCACCAGUUUAACUAAUUCAAAAGAUCAUGAGAGAUUGUCAUUGUUGAAGGAAGUGAGUGGUGCUACCGUGUUUGAGAGUAAGUUGAAAGAGUCAAUGAAGGAAAUGAACCAGUCUACAUUGAAGAGACAAAGGAUCGAUGAGGCAUUGGAUAGUAUAAAUGAAAAGAUUAGUGAUUUGCAAAUUGAAAGUGACGAUUUGAAGGAGUUUCAAACAUUGGAGAAACAAAAGAAAGUGUUGGAGUACAAUAUAUUUGAUAGGGAGUUCAACGAAUUGAAUGAUUCAAUUAGCGAAUUAGAAAAUAGGCAUCAACAAUUGAUGACUGAUUCACAAAAGGAUUUGAAUGAAAUGGAGCAAAGAGAAAAAUUGUGUCUGCAAUUGCAAACAUCUAUCAAUGAGUUGAAAGUGUCAUUGAAAGUUUUAAAAUUGGAAAAAGAGCAAACAGAUUUGGAUUGUAAUCAAUUGUUGAAAAGUAUUGCCGAAAAGGAGAUUAAGAUUAAUGAAUUGAGAGCCAAAUUGGACACAGUAGAUGACAAAUCGACUGAUAUCGAUGAUCAGAUUGAGACACAUAAGGCACAAAUCAAGCAGCAAUUGGAUUUAGUUGCCAAGGACAAACCUCGUUUGAUUGAGUUGCAAAAACGGGAGUCAGAAUUGAAACAACAGAUGUCUGAGCUCCACUCAAAACAGAGGGCUCUUUACUCGAAGCAACAUAGGUUCCUGAAGUUUGAAAAUAGAGAAAAACGUGAUUCAUGGUUGACUAACGAGAUUUCAAAGUUGAAGAAACGGGUCAAAGAGAAGGAACAAGACUUGAAACAGAUAACAAAUGAACUUAAACGUAAAGCAAGUGAUGCAGCAAGUUGUUCAGAAAGAAUCACUGAAUUGGAGACACUUUUGCAUGACGAAACACACACUGCUCAGAUUGCGUCAUUGAAGAAUCGUAUUCAAUCAUUAAAACUUAAAAUAAACCAAUGCGUUGAUCAAAGAAAAAGUUUAUGGAGAGAUGAAAUUCGUUUGAAAAGUGUGUUUGACUCGGUCACCAAUGACUACAGCAAUGCCAGUGAUCUUGUUAAUCGAACCAUGGACCGUGCUCAAGCUCAAGGGAUUGCUGCUGUUAAAUCAAUUACCAAGAAAUUGAAUCUUGAAAAAAAUGUUUAUGGAACUGUUGCUGAGUUAUUUCAUGUUAACGAUAAAUACAAGAUUGCUACUGAAGUCAUAGCAGGAACGUCGUUAUUUCAUGUUGUUGUUGAUACUGAUGCCACUGCUGCGUUGCUUAUCGAGGAAUUGAUUCGCACAAAGGCAGGAAGGGUAACAUUUAUACCUUUGAAUCGUAUUGAGGAUACGUCGGUGUCGGAGUACCCUGAUUCACAAGAGAAUCAGUGUUUGCCAUUGAUUUCCAAACUCAAAUAUAAUCAAGAAACUGUUGGUAAAGCAAUGAAUCAAAUUUUCGGCAAAGCAUUAGUGGUUAAUGAAUUGCAAAGAGGAGCUGAACUUUCACGGAGGUUUAAGUUGACAUGUAUCACAUUAGAUGGUGAUAGAGUUGACACCAAGGGUGUAUUAUCAGGUGGUUACCGUGAUUACAAAACAUCUCGAAUUGAUGCAAUGAAGUUGCAAACGAAAAAAAGGAACGAAUUGGCCAAGACUGAAGCUGAAUUGACUAAAGUUGGUCAAGAGAUAUCCAAUCUCAAUCAAGAAAUGACAAAUUUGAACAAUGAGUUGCAAUUGAGUAUUCGUGAUUUGGAUAAAUUGGAAGGUGCUAAAGAACCAAUGGAAAUUGAGAUGUCACAAGUAAAGGCUAAGAGGUUCAACAUUGAUGAGGAAAUUUCUGUAUUGAAGUCAAAUUCGGACUCGUUGCAAUCAGCAAAGUCAAUUUUGACUACCAAUUUGAAGCAAUUUGAGAGGGAAUUGAAUUCUGAUUUCACCCAAUCUUUGAGUGAGGAAGAAGUUGAGCAGCUAGAGUCUUUUAAUCACAAACUUGUUGAAAUUGAACGUGAAUUGGAUGACGUUGUGACUUCUGCAUUGGAAUGGGAUACUGGAAUAAGUGAAUUGGAGAAUGAUGCUGAAAGUUUAAGAUUAAGUUUGAACAUGUUGGUGCAAGAGAAACUGUCACUAGGCGAUAAAUCAUCAUUACAACAAGAAUUCAACGAACUCAAUCAAGAAUUGGAAUCAUUACAAAUGCAACUCGACACAGCUCAAUCCCAUAAUGACCAAGCUAGUGAAAAUUAUUCCCAAAUAGUUGAGGAAAUCAAUGAAAAUGAAAAGAGUUUGAAAACAGCCAAUGAACAACAAAUUGCCACAUUGAAAGAUUUUGAAAAAUUCUCCAAAUCAGCCACGAAAUUGCUCAAUCAAAAACUUAUUAAAGAACAAACUAGAGAUGAAGUGAAUAAGAAAAUUAGAGAAUUGGGUAUGUUGCCCGAAGAAGCAUUCCAACCUGAAAAAUUUGACAAGUUUAAUUCCAAUGAUCUAGUAACUCAAUUGAACAAGAUUAAUAAACAAUUAACGAAAUAUUCCCAUAUUAAUAAAAAGGCCAUGGAACAAUACAAUCAGUUCACCAAACAACGAGAUGAUUUGAAUUCACGAAAGGAUGAAUUGGAUGAAUCGAAGAAAUCAAUUGAAGAUUUGAUUUGUGAAUUGCAACAACAAAAAAAGGAUGCAAUUAUGAAUAGCUUUAAACAAGUUGCCCAUGCUUUUCACGAAAUAUUUGAGAAAUUGGUGCCUCAGGGGGUGGGGUAUUUAGAAUUGCAAAAGAAGAAGAGAACUGAUACUCAAACUCAAACUCAAACGCAACGACACCAAAAUGACGAAGAUGAUGAAGAGGAGAGUUCUAAUAAUGAUGUUGAUGACUCAAUAGACAAUUACACCGGUGUUUCCAUCUCAGUAUCAUUCAAUUCCAAAAAUGAUGAACAACAAAAGAUUGAGCAAUUAUCUGGUGGACAAAAGUCACUAUGUGCAAUCGCCCUCAUCUUUGCCAUUCAACAUUGUGAUCCAGCACCUUUUUACUUGUUUGAUGAAAUCGACUCAAAUUUGGAUACCCAGUAUCGUACAUCAGUGGCAUCAUUGAUUCACUCACUAAGUGCCAAUGCCCAAUUUAUAUGUACAACUUUCCGAUCGGAGUUGUUGUCAUUGGCUGGUAACAAGUUUUAUGGGGUUGCCUUUAAUAAUAAAGUGAGUAGUAUUGUUGGAAUCGACAAGGAAGAAGCUAUGAAUUUUGUUGAAGGGCGAGUGAGCAGCUAA
This is a messenger RNA of Lodderomyces parapsilosis, 3657 nucleotides long. RefSeq names its product cohesin subunit (gene SMC3). The coding region runs from base 1 to 3657 and encodes 1218 amino acids. Gene Ontology annotation, biological process: mitotic sister chromatid cohesion. NCBI's taxonomy places the organism in Eukaryota, Fungi, Ascomycota, Pichiomycetes, Serinales, Debaryomycetaceae. Gene Ontology annotation, molecular function: ATP binding; ATP hydrolysis activity; cohesin loader activity. The transcript has a single exon. The record is from RefSeq and is a predicted model, not a curated record. Gene Ontology annotation, cellular component: chromosome.